CGAUUAAAUAGACGUAACCAUGGAGGUCUUCCUAAGGAGGCAUGUAAGCCCGAAUCAACUAACACGAGCUAUACAUACUAAUAGAUACAUUCUAUCCAAGAAUCACAGUACACACCGCAACGUAAUCCAAUCGGACAUUACCAACCAGCGCAGUAAGCAUAUACCUACGACUAGUAACAUAUUACGUACACCAAGCGAAAAGAUUAUUGAAAAAAUCAUACAACAACGUAGAUGCAACAACAACUCAAACCCAGGGGAUGUAUACCAACUGGCAAAUGAGUACCUGAAUCUAGAACAUGACCAACGUGUACUCAGCCCUUCACAGGAUGCAUUGCUUCAACAGAAAAUAAACACCCUGAUACAACAAAGAUUCAACUAUAAUCCAGUUGCUCAAGCAGGUGAUGCACUUAAAGCUGCUAAACAAGAUUGCAGCACUGCUGCUUCAACAAAUGAAGUCCAGGAAGAAGAUACUGCUUUAAAUCUUGACAAUAUACCCAUGCGCAAUGGGACUGUUUUAACCCUAGAUACCACAGCUAUACCAUCGCAAAAUGAAGCAUCGGAUAUAUUCGAGUCAUUGGGCACCAACAGGGUAGAUGUACCAAUGCUAUCAAUCUGGACAUCGGAGAGAUCGAUAGAAUCUGUGUACUAUAAUGGUUACAUACUGCCGCUAGUGGCCAGUGAUGUAGAGAAGGAAUAUAUAUCACUCAGGAAUAGUGCAGUACUCUUCAACAAGUCAUAUGCACUGGCCAUAUUAGUCAUGGGACAGCACGCAACCGAGUUCCUGGAGCACUUUGUCACAGCAGAAGUGAAGAGUAUCGAGAAGGGACUCUUGCAAUAUACACCGAUAUUGGACACAAAGGGAUCCGUAAUGGAUAUGGCAUAUAUAGCCAAUUAUGGGACACACUACAUGAUACUUACCAACGGACUCCAUAAACGGAAUCUGUACGAUUAUAUGACGGCAUAUCUAGUAUCAUGCAAAAGAGAAGGACUUGAUGUAACCAUGAAACCAAUGAGAAAUAGCUCAGUCAUCAGCCUACAGGGGCCUAAAUCGGAGAUAGUAUUGAGAACACUAGAAUAUGGGCCAAAUGUAUUGAACCUAGAUCUAGCGAUAACAAAUUUCAUGAAUUGCUUUGAGUGCCAACUCAUAUGGAAGGAUCUAGACCUAACACAAACUGAAAGUAUAUACACGAUGAGGAUAAGCGAUGUGGGUGAGGAUGGCUUCGAGUUUAUAGGAAACCCGGGAGCUAUUAGAGCACUGGCAAAAACCUUGGCGAACCAUGAGCUAGUUCUACCCGCGGGAUUCACAGUAUACGAUGCAGCAAGGAUGGAAGCGGGAAUCAUGAGAACCGAUGUGGAUAUACCAACAGAAGCAUCACCAAUACAGACUUCAGUCACGUGGUCAUUAGACAUGAAGAGAUUAAGAUAUGGUACAAUGUUCGGGAAACCACAUAUCAUCGCACAAAUGACCAAUGGCGUAGCCAAGGUGCGCGUCGGGGUAAUGUCAAACGAAAUGCUGACUACCGACUGCUACAUACUCAAGGAGGAUACACGAAAACCAAUAGGGUUCAUCACCUCGUCAACAUGGAGCCAAGGGUUGCAAAUGUACCUGUCGCAAGCAUAUGUCAACACGGAACACGCAAGACACGAUAUGACGGUAUACAUAAGCAUGCCAGUGAAACCAGAAUCACCAUUGACAAAACGAGAAUUCCGGAAAUACUAUCGCAAUAAGACAAAAAGGCAGUUUAUAAGAGGUACAGUGGUAAAGCUGCCCUUCGUACUACACAAUUAUAAAAUAAAGGAAGAACAGAAAAACUACGUAGGCGGUAGAAAUGUGCCACUACAAAAAAGUGAUCGCCAUGGCGUUCAUAAAGAAAGUCAGAUUAAUCAAGAUAUGGAGCAUAAAAACGAAGUUAAAACAAAGAAACAAUUGUGGAAUGAAGUUAUAGCGAAACAACGUAAACAAAACGCAAAAACAUUGGAAAAGGCAAUUGAAUAUAUAGAGAAAACAACUACAACGGCCUGCGUCAGUAAAAUGGAAUCAAAAGAAUUUGACAUGAAGACGACGACACUCCCAGUAGACAGAUUGAAUAUAGCGCCAAGGGAUAAUGUGCCACUCGUAGAUGCAAUACAAUAUUAUAAACAAAGACAUGAAAAACCAGUACCACCGAGACACAGAAGAUAUAGACCAAUAAUAACAGGAACACAGACAAAUGUGUAAUC
Messenger RNA from Babesia bovis T2Bo, 2220 nucleotides. Its product is annotated as glycine cleavage T-protein (aminomethyl transferase) domain containing protein. NCBI's taxonomy places the organism in Eukaryota, Apicomplexa, Aconoidasida, Piroplasmida, Babesiidae. The transcript has 5 exons. The record is from RefSeq and is a predicted model, not a curated record. The coding region runs from base 20 to 2218 and encodes 732 amino acids. Gene Ontology annotation, cellular component: mitochondrion. Gene Ontology annotation, molecular function: protein binding.